CACAGCAGAAUAGGGUUGUUGAGAGAAUGAACCGAACUCUCAUGGAGCGUGCUAGAUGCAUGAUGAGCACUGCAAAAUUGGGGAAGGAAUUUUGGGCUGAAGCUGUUAACACUGCAUGCUAUCUAAUCAACCGCUCACCCACUGUUUCUCUCAAGUUGAAAACUCCGGAGGAGGUUUGGUCUGGUAAACCUGCAAAUUAUUCUUUCCUUCGAAUCUUUGGAUGUGAUGCUUAUGUUUGGGUGCCUAAGGAGAAAAGAACCAAAGUUGACAAAAAUUCAAAAAGAUGUAUUUUUCUUGGCUAUGAGACAGGUACAAAGGGGUACAGAUUGUGGGAUCCUACUGCCCGCAAGCUUAUUAUUAGCCGAUAUGUGGUUUUUAAUGAAGAUGUUUUUCAAGGCAAAACUAAAAAUGAAGAAGCAAGGAAGCUUGUUAUUGAGCAAGAAGCUAGUUUUGAUGAUGCUGUACAGGAGGAAAAUAUUCAAAAUGAUCCUCAAUCUGAGUCUGAGCCUGAGUUUGAGCUUUUACAUGAAGGAACUUCAUAUGGUGAUGCUAUUUCGCCUCAACCUCGAAGGGCCAUUAGACCUCCAGCGAGUGCAAUGGAGGAGGAGAUGGAGUCUUUGCACAAGAACAAAACUUGGGAUCUUGUUCAGCUACCAGAAGGUCGAAAGGCAAUUGGCUGUCGCUGGAUAUACAAGUUGAAGAAGGACUCAAAAGGGAAUAUAGAAAGAUACAAAGCCAGACUUGUGAUUAAAGGGUAUGCCCAAAAACCUGGUAUUGAUUUUGAUGAAGUUUUCUCACCAGUUGUUCGUAUGACUACUAUUAGAGUUGUUUUAGCUCUUGCUGCUUCUCUUGAUCUUGAGUUAGAACAACUAGAUGUCAAGACAGCUUUCUUGCAUGGUGAUUUGAAUGAAGAAAUUUAUAUGACACAACCUGAAGGCUUUGUUGAAGAAAAUAAUAGAAGUUUGGUUUGUCGGCUGAACAAAUCGCUUUACGGUCUGAAACAGGCGCCUAGAUGCUGGUAUAAGCAGUUUGAUUCCUUUAUCGUGAGCUUGGGAUUUCAUAGAUGUGAAGCUGAUCAUUGUGCUUAUUUUUGUGAUUAUAAUGAUGGAUGCUUCUGUAUCUUGUUAUUGUAUGUAGAUGACAUGAUUAUUGCAGGAAAUAGUCCCACUUAUGUCUCUACAUUAAAAGCUCAACUUGCUGGGGAAUUCGAUAUGAAGGACUUGGGAGCCGUGAAUCAAAUUCUUGGGAUGAAGGUAUUUAGAGAUAGAGAGGACAGGAAGAUCUGGUUGAAUCAAAAGAACUACAUAGAAAGGGUUCUGCGGCGCUUCAAUAUGCAGAAUGCUAAACCAGUGAGUACCCCCUUUCCUGUUCAUAUUAAGUUGUCUUCAGAAUACUCACCCAGCACUGAAGCAGAGAAGGCAGCGAUGUCUCGAGUACCAUACUCAUCAGCAGUAGGGAGUCUUAUGUUUGCUAUGGUCGGAACUAGGCCGGACAUUGCACAAGCACUGGGAGCUGUUAGCAAAUACAUGGCAAAUCCUGGUCGUGUUCAUUGGGAUGCAGUGAAGUGGAUCCUUAGAUAUUUAAAGGACACUUCAAGUGUUUCAUUAUGUUACAGGUCAAUGGAACCCGAUUGUGUUGGUUUUGUUGAUGCAGACUUUGUCGGAGAUAGAGAUAAAAGAAGAUCAACUUCUGGUAAUGUCUUUAUCAUGGCAGGUGGUGCAGUUAGCUGGGAGUCUAAAUUGCAGUCGGUUGUAGCCUUAUCAACAACAGAGGCAGAGUAUAUCUCUAUCUCUCAUGCUUGCAAAGAAGCUAUUUGGUUGGAGAGGUUGCUUGCAGAAUUUAAAAUGAAGCAGGACACGUUUUCUAUGCAUUGUGACAGUCAAAGUGCUUUGUUAUUGGCUAAGAAUCCAACUUUUCACUCUCGCACAAAGCAUAUCGAUGUCCACUAUCAUUUUGUUCGACAAUUAGUUGAAGAUGGGAAGAUACUUCUGCACAAGGUUCACACAAGUUCAAAUCCAGCAGAUAUGUUAACAAAACCAGUGGCCCGUGACAAGUUCAAUUGGUGCAAGUCUUCAAUUGGACUUGAAGAAAUUUGAUUCCUUUUUCAUUUUUUUGUUUGUUUUGUUUCAAGAAACGUGUCUUCAAGUGGGAGAUUGUUGAAGACCAAGUCAAAUAAGACUGUUAGUGGAGUCCUAAUAAAGUGGAGCUGCUGGAGCAUACCAGAUUUUUAUCUGAUAUGAAGCCACGUUUUUAGUAGAGAGUUACAACAAAUUCUGUUAUUUUGCUGUCUAUAAAUAAGAAGAAUGACCAGUUGCACUGUGUGUCAAAUUCUCAUCUUUUCAUCAUAGUUUCUUGUUAUAGUUGUUCUGCUUUCAAUAUUCAGCAAUAAAAAUCAUUUCAGUUU
Molecule: messenger RNA, 2404 nt
Organism: Rubroshorea leprosula
Lineage: Eukaryota; Viridiplantae; Streptophyta; Magnoliopsida; Malvales; Dipterocarpaceae
Source: the annotation of a GenBank genome assembly